This is a messenger RNA of Phytophthora sojae, 1533 nucleotides long. RefSeq lists its product as hypothetical. Bases 1 to 1533 code for a protein of 510 amino acids. The record is from RefSeq and is a predicted model, not a curated record. Lineage: Eukaryota; Oomycota; Peronosporomycetes; Peronosporales; Peronosporaceae. The transcript is spliced from 2 exons.
AUGAGCUCGCCGCAGAAGAAGACCGCCGCCGCAACAGAGGGUAACCUCUCUGUUGCUCAGUACCAUGGGCGCCAGCAGGCAAAGCGCGACGCCCUCGCUGCAAAGGCCGCGUCGGGGACAACCCAGUCGGAGAUUGCCCUCGAAGGUUCCUCUGUAGUCAACGACGCCGUUGACUACGGGAGUGACGACGUAGAGAUGGAAGAGGGCGAGGCAUCUUCCAACAAGCGCAAGGAGUCUAUCGACAGUGAUAGUCUCGACCCGCAUGCCGGGUCGAGACGCCCUCGUGAAGGAGACGACUCGGACGCUUCAAGCUCGAAGCGUUCGCGCGGCGAGAGCGAAACUCCGCUCUCCGCUGCUGGGGCUUUAAGCUCCCCGCGUGAGGUGGCGUCUUCAAGUUCCCCGCGCGCUGCUCAGGUAGCGCGCGAUCCGUGGAUGCCGUCUGCGUCAGAGAUCGCAGACCGUGUGGGCAACACCGCGCCUCCAAAUGAAAUUCCGCUGUACGUAUGCAGCGGGAUCCACAAUGAUGUUGUGGCGGAGGAGCAGCACUUUGAUCCAUUAACGAAUCAAAGGCGCGAUUACUAUAUCGGACUCUUUCACGAGCUCCGAUACUUCUCCAGCACGAAGACCUCUUCUCGCAGCAAAAACUUCAACAAGAAGCCGGCUGCUUACCGUGAGCGGGUUAAGCACGCCCGUGAGCGCUUCGAGACAUUCUCGACGCGCGGGAGGCUGGAGCAGCUCCACAGAUCCUCUGUGGACGCUGGUAUUCCAUGCGCUGUGCCCGAAGGCCAUCAGUGCACGUUGUGUCUUCCGGGUGCGGUGCGCUUGAGCGACCGCGACCUAAACGGGUACACGACGAUUCGUGUACCUGAGAGUCUCAAGGAUCUCCGUGCCAAGUUCUUGGCACGCGAGGAACGCGACGAUCGUGGGACCUCGGGCGCUGUAGGUGACCACAGCGCUCGCACUACCUUCGCGUCGGCAGUGCGUGGUGAGUUUCGUACGCCCUCACCAUUUCCGGAACGGCCUGCAGCAGGACGUCCCGUGGCUCCCAUGUAUCUUGGUGGGGCGGAAACCCUCUCCAACGAAUACGAUAACGAACCGGCUGCCGGUUCGUUUUUGGGAUACUAUGGUUCACAAUACGCUCAACAAUCCAGCGUGUUGAGCCGCGGGCGUCGCGGAUCGGAGGCGGCGGUGGUGGGAACACGCCCUGGGUAUGGUCAACCUGGGGUUGACCUUGGCCCGACGCUCGAGGAGCGGGUCGCUGCUGUGGAACAGCAUCAGAGCCGGGAGUUCGCCGCUCUGAAGCAGGAGGUGGAGAUCCUGAGGGCUCAAGUCGCUCAGGCCUCGCCGACCACGUCGGACAUCUCUGUCGACGUGGGAGGUCGCGUCGCACGCUUGGCCCAGCGCGUUCACGCGCUGGAGCAGAGGUUUGCUCCCGCUGGGGCUUCCGCUUCGGGCCAGCCGAGCUACGUGGCUCGUGCUGCUGGUAUGGCUUCAGCCGCCCGAUGUAAAAGGUCGGAUGGAGGCGCAUGCUAG